AUGCUACUUUUCCUAACGCUCAUCAUCUUCCACCAACUCCAUGAAGGCGAGUCGCAACAAAUGACUAGUCCAGUGACGGAGUCGAUUCGCACGAUGGUCGUCCAUAUGCAUAAUUACCGCAGGUCGAGGCUUGCUCAAGGACUAGUGCCGAAUGGUAGGACGGGCAUGCGUGCCCCUGCUGGAUCGAAUAUUUAUAAAAUGGCAAUUAAGCAGUUUUGGAGUGAAAUCUAUACGUACAGUAUCAACAAAAGGAUGAUAUUCACUUACACUCUUCAAAAUAGAGGAGCUACGGCACCGCUCAGAUUCACUCAAAUGGCGUGGGCUUCCACUUACGAGGUUGGCUGUGGAGUUCAAUUAUGUGCUACGAUGAGCACUUAUAAUGUUGUGUGCCGCUACAGUCCAAGAGCCGGGCACAGACAUGCCCGUCCUACCAAUUUCGGCAACUAA
Molecule: messenger RNA, 447 nt
Organism: Ostertagia ostertagi
Lineage: Eukaryota; Metazoa; Nematoda; Chromadorea; Rhabditida; Trichostrongylidae
Source: the annotation of a GenBank genome assembly